Messenger RNA from Dermatophagoides pteronyssinus (European house dust mite), 457 nucleotides. RefSeq lists its product as uncharacterized. The record is from RefSeq and is a predicted model, not a curated record. Lineage: Eukaryota; Metazoa; Arthropoda; Arachnida; Sarcoptiformes; Pyroglyphidae.
AAUCGUUCAAUUGUUACAUGUCCGUUUCGGUCAUUGUUAAUCAUCAAAAUCAAUCAAUCAAAAUGGCUAAAUAUUUGAAAAUUCUUUCAUUAUUGAACAUUAUUUUAUUGUUGAUUUUAUGUUUUGAUGUGAAAUCAAAUUCGGCACAGAUUUAUCGUCAAACAUCGGACGGUUUUAAUGUUGAUGUUGGUGAUUUUGUCAAUCUAAAUUAUGGCCGUCGAAGUGGUAGUCGUAGUGGUCGUGGACGCGGUCUUGAUCUAAGAGCAUUAAGUGGUCUGGUCAAUUUCGAUCUUGAUCGACGUGGAAUUGGACGACGUCCAAAUAUUAAUGUCGAUGCAUUUGGUUUGGGUCGAUAAUCAAUUCGAAUCUUGAAAUUUAAAAUUGACGACAAAAUUGGAAAAAAAUCAACUUUAUCAACAAUCUUUUAAAAAAUCUUUUUAAAAAAAUAUCUAAUCAA